Messenger RNA from Aspergillus steynii IBT 23096, 369 nucleotides. RefSeq lists its product as uncharacterized. Lineage: Eukaryota; Fungi; Ascomycota; Eurotiomycetes; Eurotiales; Aspergillaceae. The coding region runs from base 1 to 369 and encodes 122 amino acids. The record is from RefSeq and is a predicted model, not a curated record. The transcript has 4 exons.
AUGAUCCGUCGAUAUCAGGCUAGGACUAAGACGGCCAGUCUGGCCUUCGUCACCCACGGAGGAUGGCUGCGGCAAUUGUUCGUGUUUUGCCUCGCCGAGAGAUGUAACGACGCGGGAGGUGUGGAUCCGGGUUCUGAAUUUGGCAUGCUUUCAUCCAGCCGCCGUUAUCACAGAUUCGUGUGUACCAGUCACCGACUGGAGAAAGUUCAGGUUUGCAUAAUCGACGUAUAUUCCGGGUUCAAUGAGGAUAUUGCGAAUACUCAGCAGGUCUUAGGAUCGCUGAAAAGCCGCUUCAUGCAACAGAUUCGUAGAUCCAUCAGUAUCAUGAAGGUUGACUUUGUUCUGCCUUCUCUUUUGAGGUUAUCCUGA